AUGAAUUCGCGAUUGGAGGUGCUUGAGGAGCGGCUUCUCCCAGAAAAGCGUGUCCACAUUCCGCUGGCUGCUGAUGAGCGCAGAGCUGUAGUAAAUGAUGCAGACAUACUACGACGAAAAACAAGAACAGGCAAAAAGAAAAUUCCCGCGCUGGAAAUACAAAAGGGAAACAGAAAGGGAAAAGGAUACGAAGAGAGAACCAUAGAAAUGGCAACUAACCAGCUAACAGAAUCUCGCCCUCAACCCCAAGAGUCCACAUAA
Molecule: messenger RNA, 261 nt
Organism: Parnassius apollo (apollo)
Lineage: Eukaryota; Metazoa; Arthropoda; Insecta; Lepidoptera; Papilionidae
Source: the annotation of a GenBank genome assembly